AUGGACAUUGACGAAGAAGAAGCAGUUUGGGAUGUUACUAAUUUUUCCAAUUUUUCUUCUACAGCUUCUACUUCCUUUAACACUUUGGAAUUUGAUGAGCAAUCUGGAUCUUCAUCACAAAAACCGAAAAAAGGACGGCAGGUUGGGCGGAAACAAGUCGGAGUGAAUGCAACACUUGAUAGUUUAUUGGGCCAGGCAAAUUUAGAACAGGCUCGUGGUCGAACAAAACAAGCAAUGUCUUAUCUUUUUGAGGCAAUACGUAUAGCUCCAUAUCAUGUCCAAACUUACAAGGAAAUUGCUGAUAUUUUUGCUGAACAAAAUCAACCUGAAAAAAGUUUCGAAUUUAAACUAUUAGCGGCAUUAUUAACCGACAAAACAACAGCUGUAGAAUGGGAUGAUAUUGCAGAAUUAUCACGUUCAUUUAAUAGACUUGAGUUGGCUAUUGCUUGUUUAGCUAAAGCAAUUAAAAAAGACCAAGGAAAUUGGCUUUAUUAUGAGAAAAGGAUUCAAAUACUUGAUUCAAUUGGGGAUAUUGAAUUGGCAAUGAAAACAAGACUUCAAGCAGCACAGUCUAUUAAUUGUCAAAAUUCUCAAAUUAAUUUUGCUUGGAUUGAUAAUCUUAUUAAAACAGUUUUUAAUUUAAAAUUAUUUUUUAAAUUUACUUUUAAGGCUGCUGACUAUUUUUGCACGUUAAAAGAUGAGGAGAAGGCAACAGAAGCAUUGGAAACUUUUAUUCUCCGGAGUAGAGAAUUUGGUCGUUCUAUAGAUUUUGAACAUUUGGCUUUAUUGGGAAUGUGGAUGAAUAAUGAACGUUUUGAGGAUUCUGCAAAGUCUAUACUUGCUCUUCACCAAAAUUUAAUUCAAGCUAUUGGUGAAAAUAAUUCUCCAGCAAUUGAUAUAAAAAUAACAAAUGCUGGUUAUAUGCUUGAACCAUUCCCUCCUGUUGGUAAUAUUCGUUGGCGUAUAGAUCCAGCUUUAUCAAAUAUAUUCAUUACUCAUCUAAUUAUUUGUUUUAUUCAUUUAAAUCUCUUCCAUUUUAAUUCUGAUUUAAUUGAUUUACUUUUGGUACGACCAUUUGGACAGAAUGAAGAUAAUGCUUAUUUAGAAAUUGCAAGGUCAUUACAUGCUGUUGAUCAAGUUGGAAUGGCUGUUGGAUUUAUUGAUAAACUUUGGAAUAAAAAACCUGAAUUUAAAGAGAAUGCUGAUGCUUGGUUUUUAUUUGGUUAUUUUCAACAGUUGUUAGAUAAUUUUGAAGAUGCAAAGAAUGCUUAUGAGAAAGUUAUAAUUUUACAACCUGGACAUAUUGAUGCUUGUAUAAAUUUAUCAACAAUACUUCAACAAAUGGGACAGAGUGAUCUGGCAUUGGAGACGCUGAAAGAUUUAAAUUUGGAUUCUUGUUCUCAACUUCCAGAAGAGCGUUUAUUAAUUAGGCAAGCAGAAGUACUUUUAGCACAAAAUAAAACACUUCAAUAUAUUACUACACUUCGACUUUUACUUGUUCCACAUUUUUAUGAUGUUCAUUUAUCUGGUGAUGAAUUAAUAAAGAAAGGAAGAAGAAAAACUGUUAAAAUUCUACAUAUGAGUUUAACUAGAUGUGCUAUGGAUACAAUUAGAGGAAGUCCUUUAGAGAGAAUGGUUAAAAGACUGGGCGCUAUUGCUAUUGCAAAUCAUAGACCAAUGGAUAAUUUGGGCCCUCAUGAGCUACACGAUUAUGCAUUUAAACUUGCCGAAACUCUUUAUCUUGCUGGUGAAUAUGAAGAAAUGCUUUGUGUUGUUUGUUAUGCUUUUGUCCAACCAAAAAUCGCUAGUUUAAACUCAAAAAUGUUUACUUCUCUAUUAUUUUUUGCCAGUAUUAAAGCUAGAGAUUAUACUUUAGCUUUUGAUUUUUUGCGUUUUUAUAUGACUUUUACUUUGCCAAGAAUUACAAAAGGACGAGAAUCAACGGAAUCUGCUUCCGCACAAGCAUUACUUCCACAAUCCCAUCUUCCAACAGAAAAUUUAAAUUAUGUUUAUGCAGCAAUGAAUUUUAUUCUUUGUCAACAUCAAAGUGUCAAUUAUCACCGUUUUAUUAUGCGACAACUAGUCAAAUUACCUGAUUGUGAUUCUUUACAUAUUAUUUCUGGGAAUAAUUCAAUGGUUACUGGCUCUUAUAGACACGCUCUUGGCGAAUAUUUUAUGGUUUGGUUAAAGCAUCAAGACAAUCCUUUAUUGGCUUUUUUGAUUGCUUUAGCUUUUGCUCAUAUUUCUUGUAAGAAGGACAUUUCUUCACGGCAUGUUGUUGGACUUCGGGCCUUAGCUUUUAUGAGCAAAUAUUCAAAUCUUCGUUCGCCUUUUCUUUCUCAAGAAAUUGAAUAUAAUAUGGGAAGACUUUUUCAUCAAAUGGGCAUUUUAUCAAAUGCAAUUCGAUGCUAUGAAAGAGUUUUAUAUGAAUGUCCAACACCAAUGAUCUUAACAGAGGGCCCGCAUGGAGAAAGAAGAGAAGAAUUGGCAAUGAAGUGAGUGUUUAAUAUUUAUGUUAUUGGGUUUUGGAAAAUUUAAAAAUGAAUUUUUUGAAUGAUUGUUGAAUUUGUUUUGUG
Molecule: messenger RNA, 2576 nt
Organism: Meloidogyne enterolobii
Lineage: Eukaryota; Metazoa; Nematoda; Chromadorea; Rhabditida; Meloidogynidae
Source: the annotation of a GenBank genome assembly